UUCAGUCGCGGUUCGAAUCGUACGCGGCGUGGUCGUGUCGCCCUGCGGAAUAUUUACAUCGCGACGUGAAUAAUAUCGCGGAGUUCGUGAACUUGUAUUAUUUUAUCACUUGGAUGAUAUAACACUAGUGUGUGGAUUCAGUUUUAUGUAAGAAAUAUUUUUUUUUAUUUCUUAAUUUUUACACAUUCAAUUGUUUUUGUAGGCGUUCUAUUUUUGAUACACGCCAAUGGAUAGCCGAUUCGAACUUCAACUUGGAACGACUACCUAGCCAGAGUUCCCCUAACAUUAUUUCCUUGGUGUGAGCGAGACGAGAGUCUUUAGAAAGUGAGGACAAUAUCAAGACACGUGCAUCGGUGAAAGUGUUCUCAGUGUGCAAGCAACGAUGACGCCCGGCGCGGAAGAAUUGACUAUACUAGGGGGCAACAAUAAUGUCGUCCCCUUAUUACCACGAACCACCGUAGAACUGGAAUUCAAGAACAUAACAUGCGACAUGAACAUGUUUAUUAUGAGCAAGCUGCGAAUGGAAAAUAAGCAGAUACUAAAGAGUGUGUCAGGAUGCUUCAAGCCUGGAGAGCUGACAGCCAUCAUGGGACCCUCAGGAGCCGGCAAGACCACACUCCUCAACAUCCUCGCUGGCUACUCGACACGUGGAGCGAAAGGCGAGAUUGCCAUCAAUGGAGUUUGUGCGUGCGCUUCUAAGUCGACGGGGCGAGGUGGCGCGCGGUACAUCCGUCAACACGAUGAUUUGCGCGCGCAUCUCACUGUUUACGAAGCUAUGUCGCUUGCCGCUGCCCUAAAACUGGCUGAUUUCACUCCGCAUGAGAGAAAAGAAAAGGUGUACGAGAUUCUUGCCCUGCUAGGUCUGAGCAACACAUCCCUGACAGUCUGCCGGGACCUCUCUGGAGGACAAAGAAGACGCCUUGCUGUAGCUUUGGAACUGCUAUCUGACCCCUCUCUUAUGUUCCUGGAUGAACCUACUACCGGUUUAGAUUCCUCAGCAUCAGCCUCUCUGAUAGCGCUACUGAACAACCUGGCAAGAGGUGGCAGAACGCUCGUAGCCACCAUCCAUCAGCCCUCAGCCCUGAUCUUCGAGAAGAUUGACACGGUCUACUGUUUACAAGCUGGAAGGACUUUGUACAGUGGGCCUAGAGCGAGCUUAGUUCCCGCUUUAGCAAGCGCGGGAUUGAGGUGUCCGCCUUACCAUAACCCUGCAGAUUAUUUAAUGGAAGUGGCAUCAGGCGAGUAUGAUGUGGACUUGGUGAAAAGUGCGGAAAUCAUGAGCCAGUUCAAACCGGAGCCAGCCGGUAAUGGCAGUUGGGAAAGCCACAUUCCGACCCUACCAGCACUGCCUAGCCCUCUAGAUAUUAGUACAAACUUGAAACCCAAACAAGCACUGAAUGACCCGAAACAUAAGCAGACGAAACUAUCGAAGAAUAUUUACAGACAAUCUGGAUUACUGAGACAAACUGGGAUACUACUCUAUAGAAACUACUUAAUGACGACUAGAAAUUAUUCGUUAUUCAUGUACAGAGUGGCAGCUCACGUGGUCAUCGCUCUUAUCUUCGGUUACCUGUACUCAGGAGUGGGCAAGGAAGCAGGCUCGGUGCUAGGAAACUACGUCUAUCUAUACGGAUCUAUGUUACUUGUAGUCUACACUGGAAAAAUGUCCGUCACGUUAUCAUUUCCUUUAGAAAUGGAUAUCCUGAGAGGGGAGUACUUCAAUCGAUGGUACAAUUUAGGACCCUACAUAGUAUCAAUAUUAGCAGUAGAGUUACCAUUCCAGAUGAUAUCUUGUGUGUCAUACGUGGUGUUAUCAUACUGGUUGACUGAUAACCCUCUGGAACCGAACAGAGCAACAUUAUUCCUUGCCACCAUCGUAGCCACAUCACUAUGUGCACAGGCAUGGGGUUACUUCAUAGGAUCCACUACACCUACCAGGAUUGCCGUCUUCAUUGGUCCAGUCCUCGCGUGCCUGUUCUCAGUGUUCGGUUUCUGCUUGGCUCUGGCAGACACGCCCUAUCAGUUCCGCUGGCUUCAUCACAUAUCGUACUUCCGAGCUGGGUUCCAUGUUGCUGUACAUUCCGUCUAUGGCUUUAAUAGGACGAGAAUACAUUGCUCUAAAGAAUAUUGCCACUACAUCACACCAAAGACCUUCCUCAAGGAGAUGGACAUGGAAAAUGUGGACAUCGGUGGAAACAUGGCGCUGGUUCUCUCAAUGACAGUCGUCAUGCAUAUCCUCACGGCCGCAGCUCUGUGGUACAGGCUCAACAAGAGAUGAAUGCAACCUCUUUAGCUUUAGAACUAGCAAUGGAUUGGGAUCUUUUGUACUUUAGUAUUAGUUUAAAGGCCGCGGAGAUGGAAAACUGUGGAACCUACUAUUAUUGCGGAAUAACUUAGCGAGAUUUUGUUUAUAAAAAUUGUUUUGCACAGCCAAAUAGACGAUUUCAGACUAACCAAGUCAUUUCGCACCUACUUUACGAGUUUUUAUGUACUGCAAAAUUAUAUGUUCUGUUUGGUUUUCUCUCUACGUGGUUCUUUAGUUUCCUAUUUAUUUAGUGAUAGCAACGUACUUAGUGUAAUUUAAAUUAUGAUAUAAGUGACAGGCGCUAGACAAAUGUGUGAUAUGUAUGGUUAUGUGAUUAUGAAAUCGGAGAGCUACUUAUUGUAAUUUUGCACUUUUCUGAAAUAUUUUCAUAUAUUUUUGGAAGCAUUUUCAAAUUGUUUACGUUAGGUACUUAAGUAGUGGUAUAAAAAGAUAAAUAGUAGACUUUUUAACUAUCUAAUUAUUUAUUUGUAAUCUGUCCGCUGUAUGAUUCUGAAUACCACAUAGCACAUUGGAAAAAUCGAAAAACCAUUUCCAAAACAACUCUUUUAUACUUACUAAAGAUACAGAUCUGAUGACAUUUUUGUCAUAAUUUAGGUAUCAUCAGAAUUUUAGGGAGCCACACGUGCCUAAAUCUAAUAUGUAUUUUAUAACUAUUAUAAGCAAGUAUUAUAAAAACAAAGUACGCCGUUAUAUUUUGUAAAGAUAUAGUGCGAAUUAUGUUAUAUGUAGGUAAAUUAUUUUUCAUUAUGUGAUAAUAAUGUAUUUUAUUUAAAGUAAUUGUUUAAUAAGUUUAACAAAUAAUGUUAACCAUAUAUCAUCAAAUAUGUACGCGGCUUAAUUCACCUAAGAUUUUUUUGGGAAUCUGUCAGGAUGUUUAAAAAGUAGCUGCGUCAUUGCAGUGCAUAUUUUAUAAUAAUUUAAACAUAAAAUAGUAUUAAUUAUAUACGUUAAUAUUAAGAGAACAAGGACCUAGUUAAUGUAUAAUUUAUAAGUCAUCUCACACUAAAAUAUGGAAACAAACUGGCGAUUGUAUAAAAAUGACACUAACAUUAGCCAGCCUUGUCACAUAUGGCUAAACGAUAAUAAUACCCAAAAACCCGUUUAUAAAUAGAUUUUUCUAUCUUUGACGAUUCAGACUCGGAUCGAUGUUGAGUCAGCGUAUGAAUCAGUCGACUCAUUUUCUUUCCUAAUUAGACCAAUUGUACACAAUCCAAAGUUUGUUUUCAACUUACGCCGUUUAUUCCUACCACAAAAUUUACUAAAACAUGAUCAGUUACUGAGAAAAACUCAGAAAUAAUGGAUGGAUCAUUUUAGAUUUUUCUCAAUAGAUAGUAUUUCAUACCAAGAGUUACCUUACAUAAUAACAUAGUGAAAGAAUCUCAGAUAAUCAGAGAUUUACUGACUGAAAUGAAUGUUUAACUCCGAUAUGUAUUUACAGAAUAAUAAAAUAGAUCCAGUGAU
Messenger RNA from Helicoverpa zea (corn earworm), 3787 nucleotides. RefSeq names its product ATP-binding cassette sub-family G member 1. The transcript has 13 exons. Lineage: Eukaryota; Metazoa; Arthropoda; Insecta; Lepidoptera; Noctuidae. Gene Ontology annotation, molecular function: ATP hydrolysis activity; ABC-type transporter activity; ATP binding. Gene Ontology annotation, cellular component: plasma membrane. Bases 383 to 2278 code for a protein of 631 amino acids. The record is from RefSeq and is a predicted model, not a curated record.